AACUCCAGUGGUCCUGUUCAGACACGUUUCUGGCUUUCCUUGUGAUAUGAGGCAACACAUGUACACUCAGCAUUUUGGCCGAAAAACACGAACUCUAGCCAACACUCAACUUUACUGUGAACAACAAAGACGCAUAACGAGAACACAGCUUCCGGGCCAAGUCAAACGUGACUGAUCGCAGCUUUUACUUUGAAAUCCGUUACAGGAAGUGGCAUCCUCGGCGGGCCUCUGAGUGCGGCUGCUGUGUGGAGUUGAGGUGGAAGUUUGUGUUUAGUAAGUCUCCGGAGCUGAGAGCGAUGAGCGGGCACACGGUCCCUGCAGACUUCUCAGAACACAUGCUGGACCUGGACGAGGACGAGGACCUGGAGGUUUUCACCAAGAAUACUUCCCUGCCAGAUGGAAGCCCCAUGCCCAACUCUCCCAGCUCCAUGGUCAACCAGUACAGACUGGAGGACGAUGAUGAGGGCCAAGAGGCUGUCAACACUAAGGACAUCUUCGUCACCGUCGACCACCCAGAGAGCCAAGUGACGGCGAUCGAGACGUUCGUCUUGUACAGAGUGGUGACCAGGACCACUCGGAGUGACUUUGACUCCAGUGAGUACGAGGUACGGCGACGCUACCAGGAUUUUGUGUGGCUCCGCAGCAAACUAGAAGAAAAGCACCCCACACUAAUCGUCCACCCCCUCCCAGAGAAGUUUGUUAUGAAAGGCAUGGUGGAGCGCUUCAACGACGACUUCAUUGAGACGAGGAGGAGAGCCCUGCACCGCUUCCUCAACAAGAUAUCCGAGCAUCCCAUCCUGUCAUACAGCCAGCACUUCCAAGUCUUCCUCACUGCACAGGAUCUGGCGCCCCACAGGAAACAGGGACCGGGCUUCUUGAGCAGGGUGGGGGAGACGGUGAGAGCGGUGGCCAACUCGGUCCGAGGACUCAAAAGCCGGCCAGAGGAGUUCGCUGUGAUGCAGGAGUACGUAGACGACUUCAGUAACAAGAUGUGCUGCAUGGACAAAGUCACCCAGAGAAUCGUCAAGGAACAAAGAGAGUACGUGGACGAGUUGAAGCAGUACAGUCCCACCUACGCCCGGUGGGGGGAGUUGGAGGAGGAGCUGACGGAGCCGUUGAAGGGCAUGGCCAGCUGUGUGGUGCAGUGCAGUAAGGAAGCAGAAGAGCACAUCCAGCAUCUGUCUGAGGUCUUGGUCCCUGCCCUGCACGAGUAUGUCCUCUGCGCUGAAACGCUCAAGGCUGUGAUGAGACGGCGAGACAACAUCCAGGCAGAGUUUGAAGCCAAGAACGAGGCUCUGCUGACCAGGAAAGUGGAGCAGGAAGCACUUCAGGAGGAGGUGGAUGUCCUGGCAGAUCGGAUGGAGCAGGCCAACAACAGCUUGAAGGGAGACUGGCUCCGCUGGCAGCGCAGCAUGAAGACUGACCUCAGAUCAGCCUUCAUCUCCGCUGCAGAGAAGAACGUGGAGUACUACGAGAAGUGCCUGGCGGUGUGGGAGUCGUUCCUGGUGUCACAGAGAGCAGACUCCAGCGGAGGCCAGGAAGACGUUGCUUAAAAUGUGGAGUUCAAAGGUCGACGCCGCCCCCACCCCCCGCCCCACCCCCACACGACACACACCGGUCUCUCCAGCAAAACCUUCAGAUGUACGAGGACUUAAACCACUGCCCGUCUGCUUUCUGUCUCUCCUCCUCUGAGGGCAGACUGCUGAAUCCCAGUCUCACCAUUCCAACAUGACUAAAACCAGCACUGCAAUCCCCACACGUGCACGCACACACACACACACACACACACACACACGCAACAACCGUGUGAUUGGGAAAUGUUCUCUGGUUUGUGUCGUCGUUGUGCUGCAUGUUUCCUACAGUGGCACUAAAACACAUGCAUGGCUAGCAGCUGGCUCCUGUGUCAGGUGACAAGGAUGCCCUCAGCUGUCCUGCAGUAACUCGGUGGAUUCAGCUGCAGCUUCGUUUUCACACAAAGCAGGGAUGAUCAGUUAGUGCCUCAGAAAGUCCUGCUCAGUGAUUUUGCCACAACAACAAAGUUAAAGUUAUUUGUUGGAGUAGCUUAAUUUGUAAUAAAUGGUACAUUGAUAUUGAUUUCUACUUUAAUAUUUAAAGUUCAUAAUGAAAUUCUGAUGUUUAUUAGUCAUUAGUGAUGCAGUAGUUUUAGUAAGUUCUGAAUUGUAUAGAAGUGAUAACAACAACAGACACACGGCUCAUUCUGUGCAUUAUGGUGAUGAUGGUGAUGGUGAUGAGCCUGUGGCAGUAAUGUUUGCUACAUCAGCCCGAUGUUGUUGUGCAGACUGACCAAAGAGCCGUGUUUCCUCACAGCUGCUGCUGUCAGCACGUGUGCAGCAGCGUUUAAGCCAAACCGGCAUCUCGUACUGAAGCGACCAAAGUAUCUGUGAGCUGAAACGUAAUCAGUCAGUAAUUGAAAAGCAAAGCAGUUUUCAGGCUCAGUCUUUACUCACCUGUUUCUGUCCUUAUAACAACCAUCUGUUACUAUUAAUCAUCAAGAUGAGAAAAUGAUGGGUUUGCAGGAAACAUCCAUACAUAGCACUACAGUUUUACAACCCUGUGUUAAAAUAAUGAUAAUAAUAAUAAUAAAACAUCAGUCUUUUGGGCUUAUAAAUGUGAUGGUCUGAGUCAUGUGUCCAUGCUAAUGGUAACAAUAGUGAACCCAGAGACAUAAAAACAUUAGAGUCCUUCAGUCCGGUCCCGAGCUGCGAUGGCCUCGUGACUGUCUCCACUUUUAUCAAGACGAGUUACUGAAAGUUGAAAAUCUGAAUCCUUCUUAUUGCCAACUUUGACUGCAGGUGGGGAAACAGCUCUGCCAAAGUUAUGCACCAAACAAAUGUCUCACAUUUCAUUAACAAACCUCACGUGUGAUCAAAGUGGAGUCAGAUGCAUGUGAGCUGCAGACAACACUACUGAGACGUCUGGAAGCUUUUAAGUUUACUCUUCUGCACUACAGCAGCUCGUUCCAGCUGUUCCACCCACGUUUCAUACUGUGGACCUUCUGCUCACUGCUUUUAUCAUUGUGAAAAAUAAUAUGUAAUAACGUGAUUUGAGAUGCUGACAAUAAAGACUGAUGUGACGCUA
Oreochromis niloticus (Nile tilapia) is the source of this 3099-nucleotide messenger RNA. It is a transcript of the gene snx7, whose product is annotated as sorting nexin 7. The transcript has 9 exons. Bases 297 to 1553 code for a protein of 418 amino acids. Lineage: Eukaryota; Metazoa; Chordata; Actinopteri; Cichliformes; Cichlidae. Gene Ontology annotation, cellular component: early endosome; phagophore assembly site. Gene Ontology annotation, biological process: reticulophagy; piecemeal microautophagy of the nucleus; autophagy of mitochondrion. The record is from RefSeq and is a predicted model, not a curated record. Gene Ontology annotation, molecular function: phosphatidylinositol binding.